Naegleria gruberi is the source of this 1032-nucleotide messenger RNA. RefSeq lists its product as uncharacterized. Bases 1 to 699 code for a protein of 232 amino acids. The transcript has a single exon. NCBI's taxonomy places the organism in Eukaryota, Heterolobosea, Eutetramitea, Acrasida, Naegleriidae. The record is from RefSeq and is a predicted model, not a curated record.
AUGCAUCACCAACCAAUUCUAACAAGUCCAUCCAUAGAGUCAUCCUCUUCUUCCUCGUCGUCACACCAACAACACCACAACAGACAAAAUGACCAACCAACUGCCAAUAUUAGAGUGAUGCUAACAGGCAUUGUACCGAAUUGCUUGUUGGGUAGAUCGUUGACUAUUAAUUUAUUACCGAAUGGUCAUAAUAGUAGCAGUAACGGAAUGAAGGAUUUGAUUGCAAAAUAUCUAAAUGAAACAACUGUAAAACACUUUAAAUUGGAAAUUCUACAAAAUUUAUUAGAACAAGCUGAGAAAGACUUUGGCGGUAUUGAAAAUGGUGCAAAAUAUGCUUCUGUAUCAACGUUUGUCUCCCAUGCAAAGCUAUUGGAUUUCAAAUUAAUCAAAAUGGGUUUUCUGAUGGAAAAUGAAAGAUCUCUCAAUUACUAUGUAAAAUAUCAAACAUCCACUGUUAUGAACGAUGCCAUGACAAUUAUUUCCCUUCAUGCAGUUUUUCAAGAUUAUGCUGAUUUAAUGAUUAUGGUAGAAGAAAAGUUGCAACACGAAUUGCACAAUACUCAAGAAAGUCUCUAUCAUGACUCAUUUACUAUGGAGAAGAGAGGAGGUCUCCUCGAUGAAGAUGCAAGAGAAUCCGUUGACAUUGAACAGAAUAUUCGAGAAAAUACCACCCCAAGAGGUUGCUGUACUAUUUUGUAAUCUAAUUGAUCAAGUAGAAAUAUAUAUAUUUAUCUAUCUCUAUUGAUUCGAAAUUGAUCAAUUAGAUGAAGGUAAAAAGUGCUUGCUUCUGAAAGAGGUCACAACUUGCAAGCAACGAUCAAACCUAUGAUGGUGCUCUAAAGUAAUCAUUCAUCGAUUGAUACUGCCUACCACACUAACUCACUUUUCUACACUAUAGAGUAAACUAUUUGUGCAAUGUCAUAGAAUAGAUACAAAGGACCCAUGGGAAAAUGAGAUCAAGUCAAGGUUCAAAUUGUAUCCAGUGCCUAAAAGGAUCACCCUUAUUUUUCACAAAAAAAUAAAACUCUAAGG